Ipomoea nil (Japanese morning glory) is the source of this 4011-nucleotide messenger RNA. Its product is annotated as tRNA(adenine(34)) deaminase, chloroplastic. Lineage: Eukaryota; Viridiplantae; Streptophyta; Magnoliopsida; Solanales; Convolvulaceae. The record is from RefSeq and is a predicted model, not a curated record. Bases 212 to 3829 code for a protein of 1205 amino acids. Gene Ontology annotation, biological process: tRNA wobble adenosine to inosine editing. The transcript is spliced from 4 exons. Gene Ontology annotation, molecular function: tRNA-specific adenosine deaminase activity. Gene Ontology annotation, cellular component: chloroplast.
GUGAUGCCAUCAUUUCCUGUGUGCUUGUUUCUUUGUUUGUUUGUCCCUCAACCGAUCAAUCUGAUCCAACUCAGGAUCUCUUUGGAGUUUGGACGCCACCAUAGCUUCAGUUUCUCCAAAUCAACGAAUUCUUGAAACCCCAUUUCUCUCCUCAAGGUAUCUCUCUCUAACUCUAUAUUCCAAUUCUCUCUUUGUACUGAAUAGCGCCGCCAUGUACAACACUUGUGUAAGCUCAACUCUCUCGCUAAAAUGCGAUGGGGGUGCUUCCUUUUCAUUCAAUGGUUAUGCUUACUGUACCAAAAAUAGGUUUAGCAAAUACCCAUUAUGCAAUUCACAAUCAUGCUGCUGUUAUUGUUGUUGUUCUUCUUCUGCAAAUUCAAUGCAUAGAGUGCCACUUGGCCCUAGCUAUGCCUGUGGUUUGAGGCAAUCCACUUUGAUUCAGUGGUCCCCUUGUAAAAAAAUGAUCUUGAGGAGUUUAGAUAGGUGCAAUGCGAGUUUCCCGGGUUUUGGCAUUGAAAGAAAACUUUAUUAUGAGAAAUCUUGCUCCUUGAACAAGAGAAGUGUGUGUAGAAGAAGAGAGAGAUAUGGGUGUAUGGGUUUUCAGGAGGAGAGUGAAAUGCCUAGUCUUUGUGAUGUCGACGAGGCUGAGGUUUUGCUCAGUUUGCUUUGCGAGGAUUUGGACGAGGAGUGUGUGGAUUUUAGGGGGAGAAAGGGAAGGUCUUGGGAGAAAAGGGUUGUGGAGAUUAAAGAGAAUAAUUCCAUUGAUAAGAAGAAGGGUGGGAAAUUUGGUGAUGAUAAAAAGUCGUCUGAGGUUGAGUCAAUGGUGUGUGUGUCGAUGAAGGAAGACAAGAUAAAAAACGAGCAUAGGAGAGAAAAAGAGAAAGAUGCUUUACCGAGGGGAGAGAAGUCACGGAGAAAUGCUCGUGAGGUUGUGGGGCGAAGUUUGGUGAAACAAAGGGUGAGGGGAGAAGAUAACAACGAGGCUUUGUUGAGCGGUGAGAAUCAAGAGGCGAGUGUUGUGAGGGACGAGAGGGAAUAUUUUUCAAGAAAGAGUAACAUUGAAAGGGAGAGGAGAGAAGAAGAGAGGGGGGAAGAUUUGUCAAGAAGAGAGGAUCACCGGCAAAAAGUGAGAAAAGAGGGGUCUAGCUGUUCUUCAUACUACUCGCUUUCUUCAACAGGUGAACUAGACAGUGAUAACGAGAUGCAAAUUCAAGGUGAAUUGUCAAACAAGAAUGGAAAGCAUUCAAGGAGUGAAGAAUUUACUCGUUAUGGGGAAGUGGGGGAACGAGUUUCGGAUUGUUCCCAAGAACAGGGAAUGAUCUCGAGUAAGGAAGAUACUUUAGCGGGAUCAUAUGUAGCCUCAGCUGACAUAGACGGUAGCUGGAGAAAGAAAUCCGAGAAGAGGCUUACUGACAUAUCAAUUGAAGAUAGGAAGGAAUCAUCCCGGAAACAAUCAAGGAUUUCGGGCGUUCAUGAAAGUAACUACGGGAAGGAACUUAGUUCCUCCAAGGCAUAUGAUGAUAGGAAACAGAAAUUAACCUCGACUGUGGAUUUUGAUCAGUCCGAGACCAGAAUGAAGCAUAAGCAAUUUCUAGAAAUGCCAGCAAACCGUGAUCCCACUGAAACCAUGACUCGAAUGGAGGAAGCUCGAGAUGAAAAUCGUAAAACUGAUAUUGUUCGAAGGGAAGAUGAAUCUGGGAAGCAUUCUCAAGAAAUUAGUAAAUCACAAAUUCAAGAAGUUGAUGUUAGAGGGGCAUUCACCGGAGAAAUAGAGUCUAGCGUUAGAAGAACAAGCGGUGAAGUUUCUUCAUCUAGAGGUCGGAGUUCUACAUAUAUCACGGAUGAGAAACACAACCAAGCUAGAGAUGAACAUAUACUAAGUACUUACAUUUCGGAGAGGAAAUCGAAGACAAGAUUGACAAAUCAAGAAGAAUAUAAGACCUACUCUCUCAAGUCAUCUCUAGAAUCCAGAGGGGAAUCUUCCCAAACAAAUGUAGAACGUACUAAAAGUACGGAACUUUUGAAGGGGUCUGAACAAACGACAGCUUUAAUGGAUGCAAGGGAUGUGUCGGUGGCUUGUCAAAAUGAUGUCAACAUUGUUAAUGAAAAUGAGACGAAUAAAAGAAUAUCACAGGCCCAUUCAUCUUCUCAAUCGUUAUCAAGUUCUUCGACCGUUGAAUCAAUGAGUGGGUUUGCAGCACAAAGGUUUUUCUCUCCUUCAAGUGCACAAAGUGGUUCUAGUGAGAAACCAAUGGAGCAUUCCCGAGAAACAUAUGGUGAGGUCAAAAGGGGUGAGACUAGUGAGAAACGUUUAGAAUUCGUUUCUCCAGAAGAUGGACUUGGUUCAGCCAAUCGAUUGCAGAAGUACUCUGCAGAAUAUGUUGGUGAAUUUGUUGAGAAAGUAAGGCAUGAAGUCUCCAGUUCUGAAAUCGAGAAAAGAUCCUCUGAGACAAAGUUGGUAUAUGAGGGUGAGCAAGAAUCUCAAUCGAAAGAGCAAGAUUCUACAAGUUCUUUAGGCUCCAGGGCUGCAGGCCCCUCAGAUGAAAUGUGGGUAACUCAAACUCAACCAUCAAUUCAAGAAUCAGCACCCUCUAUUCAAGAAACACCAGGAACAGAAUUAAAGGAUGACACAGAAACAGUUGGGAGUGCUGAGAUCAAGAGAACUGGCCAGUCCAUGUGGCAUAUUAUCGCAGAUAUAGUACGAAUGCGAUGGAUUUCACGUUCUGGUAAGCAUGCUUCAACUUCAGGAUCCGGUGGAACAAGUUCAUCGCAUCAUUCUAAUGAGGCCCAGAUUUCAGGUCACGUACCUGAGGGCAGUGACAGCGAGAGUGUAAAGAAGGAAAAGCGUUUGCUACAAAAAUCUUCCUCCGAACAGCAUAAACAAGAAAAGGUUCAAAUUCAAAGCCAGGGAGAAGAAGUGUCAAACUUAUCAACGGACCAAAUAAAGCCUGAAUGGGAGGACGCUUCAUCUUCCAUUUUGCCAUCUUCAAGUAUUUCUUUGGCAUCAAACGAAGAAACUUUGCAAAAGACUACAAGGGCUGAACAAGCUGCAGCAUCUAGCAGUAGUACCGAGCAAGUAGUUCCUUCAGCUUCAACUGAAAUAUCCAUUCCCGAGGUUAAAGAUGGGGAAGUGAGGCAAAGGAAAUUUCAGAGGGCCAAUCAAAUGAUAAGAGAUAGAUUUGAUGAAUGGGAAGAAGCAUAUAGGACUGAAACUGAGCAGCGGAAAGUUGAUGAAAUGUUUAUGAGGGAGGCACUCCGGGAAGCUCAAAAAGCUGCCAGCAAUUGGGAGGUUCCUGUUGGGGCAGUGCUCGUGCAGGGUGGAAAGAUAAUUGCUCGGGGAUGCAACCUAGUAGAAGAAUUGCGUGAUUCCACUGCCCAUGCAGAAAUGAUUUGCAUUCGGGAGGCUUCUAAUGUCCUUCGGUCUUGGAGACUUUCGGACACCACGCUUUAUAUUACACUCGAACCAUGUCCAAUGUGUGCUGGAGCGAUACUCCAAGCUAGGAUUGAUACUGUUGUUUGGGGCGCUCCCAAUAAGCUUCUCGGUGCUGAUGGCAGCUGGAUUAGGCUUUUCCCGGAUGGAGAUGGAGGAGACGGUCAGCAAUCAACAGAUAAACCGCCUGCUCCAGUUCAUCCGUUCCACCCGAACAUGAGUAUUAGACGAGGAGUAUUGGCCUUAGAGUGUGCAGAUGCGAUGCAGCAAUUCUUCCAACUUCGUAGAAAGAAGGAAAAGAAGUCAGAGUCUCCGCCAUCUCGCCUUCCCCUUUCAAGACAUCCAAACAAAUUGCUCGCUAAGAUGCAUGAUGCCUUCCAUCUUAUGUUCUGUUUGUAAUCAGAACUCCAUGCUGUUUGUAAUCUCUGAUGGAACCUAGUUGGCUAUUUUAUUUGAUGUCACUGGUGCCAAUGUUUCAAGGACUUUGUGUGCAUCAUAUGAUUCAUUUCAACUUUGGCUCACUGAUGAUGUUGUAAUAGAAUGGUACAAAUCAAUCCAAGUGAUUUUAGUUUUUUUUUUUU